GGCGCGCGGGUCGGGAAGCGUCGGACCGCUGGGCUUAAGGGUGGUUCCAGAGUUGCUGUCCCGGAGGGAAGACGAUGAAUGGGACGCGGAACUGGUGUACUCUGGUGGAUGUGCACCCGGAGGGGCAGACCGCGGGCAGCGUGGACAUUCUCAGGCUGACUCUCCAGGGUGAACUGACAGGAGAGGAACUUGAGCACAUAGCUCAGAAGGCGGGCAGGAAGACCUAUGCCAUGGUAUCUGGCCAGUCAACCAGUCACUCUCUAGCCUCGGAACUGGUGGAGUCCAAUGAUGGACACGAAGAGAUCAUUAAGGUGUACUUGAAGGGGAGGUCUGGAGAUAAGAUGAUUCAUGAAAAAAAUAUUAACCAACUGAAGAGUGAGGUUCAGUACAUCCAGGAGGCUAGGAACUGCCUGCAGAAGCUCCGGGAGGAUAUUAGUAGCAAGCUUGACAGACAUCCAGGAGAUUCUCUCCAACAACAGGAGAUACAGGUGGUACUAGAAAAGCCAAAUGGCUUUAGUCAAAGUCCUGCAACUCUGUACCAGAGCCCACCUGAGGUGGACACCUAUGUGAAUCAAGAUGCUGAGAGCUUGAGGAAGACUGUGCAGGACUUGUCUGUCAAGCUGCAGGAGGCUGAGAGGCAGCAUCAGUCAGACCGGGUGGCUUUUGAGAUGAAACUCAGCCGGUACCAGAGAGAAGCAGACGAGAAUAAUGUGGCCCUUCAGAGAGCAGAGGACAGAUUGGAGCAGAAAGAUGUGCAAGUUGGAGAGCUACAGAGGCGCUUGUUAGAGAUGGAGAUGGAGCACCAGGCCUUGCUGGCGAAGGUCAGGGAAGGGGAGACAGCCCUGGAGGAACUUCGGAGCAGGAGCACUGAUUGCCGAGCAGAACAGGAAAAAGCUGCUAACCUGGAAAAGGAAGUGGCUGGGUUGCGGGAGAAGAUCCAUCACUUGGAUGACAUGCUUAAGAGCCAGCAGCGAAAAGUCCGGCAAAUGAUAGAGCAGCUUCAAAAUUCAAAAGCAGUGAUCCAGUCAAAGGACGGGACCAUCCAGGAGCUCAAGGAGAAAGUCGCCUAUCUGGAAGCAGAGAAUUUAGAGAUGCACGACCGGAUGGAACAUCUGAUAGAGAAACAAAUUAGUCAUGGCAACUUCAGCACCCAGACUCGAGCCAAGACAGAGAACCUGGGCAGCAUUAGGAUAUCCAAGCCCCCCAGCCCUAAGCCCAUGCCUCUCAUCCGAGUGGUGGAAACAUGAGCCGCAUGGAGACGGACGCCGCUGUUGCUGCCUCUUGCCUGGGAGAAGCCCACCACCCUUGUAGGCUGUUAGAAUUGAUUUUUGACUUCCUGAUUGUUCCCUGGCUGCACUCAGGGCUUCAGGUUCAUGUGUCCUGUUUCCAGACUCCUCUCCUCCAUAUGCCGGGCAUAUGGAAGAUGAACAUCUCCUCUGGAUGCUCCAGCCCUUUGGAAGAAGUUAUCCUGCCAGCAGGAGCCAGGGCAGUAUCCUUAUGACCAUAGUUACUAUUUUCCUCUAUAGAAGAGCCUCCCUUCUAUUGUAGACUGGAGUUCAGCUGCCCCAGAAUCCAGGCCCUCAUUGGGUCAGGAACGAUGACAAAAGCUGCCUCAGCCCUAACAACUGGAGACAAAGAUAUCCGCGGUGAUUGGAGAGUGAUUGGAGAGUGUCCCGGGGGAAUGAAGUUGCCUCUGCAAACACAACUCAGUUGUUAGUCACCAACUGUUUCUUUUUCUAGUGCCUCCGCCCUCAGCCCUUGCUGACCUGGGCCUCCUACAGGUAGACAGUGGGGCUACCUUUCAUGGCCUGGGCAGAGUCCAUGGACCUAAACUUUGACUGGACAGCCUUGUUUUCCUGGGGAGAAGGGAAUGUACAUUCAAGGAGUAGCUUUUAGCAGAAAAAUUCUCAAGGGCUGCCAACAGAUACGUGUGACUUCUCUCUGCUGUGAAGACUCCCAGAAUUUCUUAGGGUUUCCCCCACAGAUGCAGCACAAGGUACAUCUCAGUGUUCCUGACCCAGAACCUAAAAUUAUGUUUUCCCUGGGUUACAUCAGUCCCAGCAAAACCCUAGUUGUAUUUAUUUUACUAAGUUAUUGGUGUUUUUGCUUACAUCUGGCAGUCGAUUUAAUACCAAAGUUCUGCAGCCUUCUCUUGUGGUGUUCGGAUGUGCUCAAAACUGGAAAAAGAGAGUUCCCACUGGACUUGUUGAUUUCACAGUGAUAUUGUUAUAAACCUUUUGCUUAGUUUCUUCUAUCUACUCCUUUGCUCUCUUCCUCCUCCAAACCUGAUCUGUAUCUCAGGAAGGCAAGUAUAUUUUCCCUGAGGCAUUGGAGUCUGAGUGUAUGUUAUUUGGGGGAAGAGGCCCAUCAAGACUCUUCUGGGGAGAGAUCGAGUUCUUCCCUUGCCCCUCUGCUCCGCAUCAGUCUAAUCUCCUGGCUUGGAAUGACCCUGGAGCUCAGUGUGCUUUCUGUAGGGCCCUUCCUGCAGCCUAAAGGAGAGGAGCAUCAGAGACUGGAAACAGAAAAGUUAAAAAGACACAAGAAUUAAACCUUUAAACUCUAGUUGGUGUAAAACCAGAAGCCGUAAGUCUUGUGUUUCUGUGUGUGAGGACUGGGCUCUCGUUCUAGCUCGUCCAUAAUAGUGUUCGGUUUUCGGGGACUUCAGGCAGUUUCCUCAUUUAUAAAAUAUGAGGGACUUGGACCAGAUGAUCUCCCUGGUCCCUUCUAGUUGUGAUAUUUUUUUUUUCUGUGACAUAUUCUUUGUAUGGCAAAUUUAAUAAAUUAUGUUAAUGUGU
This is a messenger RNA of Choloepus didactylus (southern two-toed sloth), 2795 nucleotides long. RefSeq names its product tuftelin 1 (gene TUFT1). The record is from RefSeq and is a predicted model, not a curated record. Gene Ontology annotation, cellular component: I band; intracellular anatomical structure. Gene Ontology annotation, biological process: intracellular signal transduction. Bases 75 to 1247 code for a protein of 390 amino acids. NCBI's taxonomy places the organism in Eukaryota, Metazoa, Chordata, Mammalia, Pilosa, Megalonychidae. The transcript is spliced from 13 exons.